Messenger RNA from Rubroshorea leprosula, 1700 nucleotides. The record is from the annotation of a GenBank genome assembly. Lineage: Eukaryota; Viridiplantae; Streptophyta; Magnoliopsida; Malvales; Dipterocarpaceae.
GCCUAAUAACGUGGUGUAUCCUCCCCGUGUCUAUAAUUCUAUAUACCAAAUCCUCAACCCAUGUGGCAUUUUGCUGCAUAACAUUUCUCGCCGACGCAAACAAAAAUCAAGACUUCCCUUUCCACUUUCCAGAUCUAAAUCUGCUUCGCUUUUCCUGUUUUCCCUCCCGUUUCUGUUCAAAGUCGAGAACACUUUGGAAGGUUGAUGGUGGUGGAAUACCCUGACGUUGACGGUUCCAAUUCAAGCCAGAAGGAGACUCUUCCUGCUUCUCAAGACACGAUUUCGAGGAGCAAUAGUGGGUGUGUGGCUUCCACAAUGGGGGAUCCUUGUAUUUCCUGCACCACUUUCAACAUCCUUGCUCCUAUUUACAAGCGACUGGAUAAAGAGAAUCAGAGCAUUCGUGAGAGUGGUUUUAGAGCAUUUUGGCAAUCAAGGAAUCAGAAGAUUUUGGAUUGGUUGCUAUAUGAAAGAUCUUCCAUUAUAUGUCUCCAGGAGUUUUGGGUUGGAAAUGAAGAACUGGUGCAUAAGUACCAGGAGAGGCUAGGUGAUGCCGGCUAUGAUACCUUCAAGCUAGCAAGAACAAACAACCGAGGAGAUGGUUUGUUAACAGCUAUACACAAGGACUACCUUAGGGUUCUAAAUUAUAGCGAGUUACUCUUCAAUGACUUUGGAGACAGAGUUGCGCAAUUGUUACAUGUUCAGUCAGUUCUCCCUUUUCCACAGAGCAGAAAGGGGGAGAUUAAACAAGAAAUUCUUAUUGUGAACACACACCUCUUAUUUCCUCAUGAUUCCAGUUUGUCUGUAGUAAGACUGCAUCAGGUUUAUAAAAUACUACAGUAUCUUGAAAUAUAUCAAAGAGAGAACCAACUUGACCAUGUACCUGUCAUACUCUGUGGGGACUGGAAUGGAAGCAAGCGUGGGCAUGUUUACAAAUUUUUAAGGUCCCAGGGAUUUGUAUCAUCAUAUGACAUUGCUCAUCAGUAUACUGACAGUGAUGCAGAUGCUCACAAGUGGGUUAGCCACCGAAAUCAUAGGGGGAACAUCUGUGGCGUUGAUUUCAUAUGGCUGCGUAAUCCUAAUAAGUCAAGGAAAUCGUUGAAGACAAGCUGGACUGCAGCAGUGUUUGGUAUCAUAAAGAAUCAACUCCAGAAGGCCUUGUUGGCUGAGAAUGAUGCCUUUGCCUUUCUUAAAGCUGAUAAUCAUGACGAUUUCAUUACUUACUCAGCUUUCUGUGAGGCACUUCGGCAGGUAAAUUUAACUGGUCUUUCUUAUGGACUAAGUUUCCAGCAGACCAAGGAUCUAUGGACGCAAGCAGACAUUGAUGGAAAUGGUGUUCUCGACUAUGAUGAAUUUAAGAGGAUAUGGAACUCAACAUGGUCAGAACAAACAGAAGAGAACCUUGAUCCAGAGGACUCUGAAGAAAGCAUCGAAGAAGAAACCGUGGGUUUUGCAGUGAAGAACGCCACCAUCUUCCCCCGAGAAGCAGAGAAAGGAAUGUGGCCGGAAAACUAUUCUCUCUCAGACCACGCUGCAGUGACCGUUGUAUUCACCUCAAUGAAGAUACACUGUUCUCAGCCACUCCAAUAAUUAUGUAGGAAAAAAAAAAAAACAUUUUUGUAAAGCCAAUUGGUAAAUAUCAAAAAUGUGUUUUUGCACUUUAUAUUAUAUUAAAUUAUAAGAUAUAAAUUGAACUGGAGACU